AUGUCCUCUGCGAAGCACCCAGAGUCAGGUUCACCACCGGCAGCCGUGCUGUCGUCUCCAAGGACGGCCCCGGAGGGUGAGGCUGUCGGUACGCUGCAGCUCCUGCGGUUUGCCUACAGCUACAUGACAUGCCAGCAGCGCGUCAUACUCGUGUCAGGCCUCUUCAUGGCUUGUGCGACGCUGCUGAGCAUUUCGAUUCCCGCCCUCGCCGAAGAGAUAGUAUCAUACGGCAUGAGGACGAUCACAAAGACCAUAGACGGUGUCUCGCACACUGCGGAGAGCUCUAGCGCCACAUCACUGGAGGCAGCAACGGCGGCGCCGGGACUUGGGGUGCCCGCAGACGGCGCGGGAGCUGGAGCGGAUCGGCUCUUCUUCCUAGGCCUUGGUCCGCUCAGCGAGCGCAUCUUCAAGCCGCUGCUUCCGAUGCUCUUCGCUUUUCUGCGCGGUGCCGUCGUCGGAGAUGGUACGGAGUCUGUGGCGUCGCUAUCCCCGUACGUCGAAGGGGUUCUCUGCCGCUGCCUCCUCAUGGCAGUGGCGAUCCUAUGCUACCACUUCACUUCCCUGGUCGCUCACCUUGCCGCGUACUAUGCGGGAUCGGGAGCGCAAAAUGCCUUGACGAAGGAUAGCGUGCAGCGCAUCCUCCAUACUCCACGCCCCGAGCGCGUCGCAGUCGUGAACGCGGUGAAGCUGGCGCAGCUCAUCACCGCCAGUGGACGGGCCUUGAGCGACACGACCGGCGAGCUGCUCACGAACGUGCUCUCGCAGGUGAUGUACAUCGUGGGCUUCUUUGCCGUAAUGCUCUUCCUGUCCUACCAACUCACCCUGACCAUUCUAGUCGGGGUAGUGGGGAUUCAGUGUCUCUUCGUUUUGCAAGGGAUCUCGUUGCACCGCCAGGGCAGCCGCGUAACGGCAGAGGAGGCGAGCGUGCAGGCGUACAUCGCGAACAUCCUGCAGCGUAGUCAGACCGUGCUGGUCUUCGGUUGCAGCGAGUUCGUGCUGGACCGCAUGGCCGACCGAUCGGCGCAGUUGUGGCGGCUGACCAACGGUCUCAACCGCAGCAUCCACGGCUACGCCGCCGUCAGCUCCGGCCUCACCCGCCUCAUCCUGGUCGUGGCGCUUGGGCUGUCGAACUACUACCAGCAGAAGGGUCAGCUCGGCAUGCGGCACACAAUCUUGUACUUUGCGUGCUUCCAAUCGCUUGUAAACACGCUCGCAUCGCUUUCGUCCGCAGUGAGCCAGCUGCGCGCCACACUCGGGCGCCUCAAGACGUUGGAAGCGAUGCUGCGCUGGUACUCGGAGCCGCUCGCGGACACCGCGGGAGAGGGCUGCACCGCGGCCUCGGAGUUGGCCGUGGUCGACGUGCAGGAGUCCGCCACAGCAGACGUAGCUCUGGACCACGUUAGUUUCUCGUAUCCAGCGGUGCCGGCUUUCUUCAGCGAGGUUGGUGGCGCCGCUGGCGCAGGCGACGCCGUUGCCUCGUGGGAGCAGCAGCUGGGCACCGACAUGGGCAGUCAGCACAGCAACGGCGUGUCGGAGGUGAGCUUGACGGCUCUUAUUGGGGGCAUCACGGUCCUUUACGGUCCCAGCGGCUGUGGGAAGAGCACCUGUCUGCGGCUUCUGUGUGGUCUGGUGCGGCCUCACACGGGCACAGUGCGCACGCAGCGUCGAGCCCUGCUGCUGGAGCAGCAGCACGCCAUCUUUAUCGGCACGGUAGCAGAGAACAUCUUGCUCACCAACUUAUCCAGCUUUGGUAGUAGUACGGCUGAAGCGAGUGCGUUAAAACCCACGAGGCCAUCGAGUGGCGCUCUUCAGUUGCCCACUGCCGCAGCGACUUUCGCUGAGAUGCAGCGGCGCGUCACGGACGCAGCGGUUAAGAGCGGCUGCGCAAACUUCUUGAGCAACCCAUUCAGCACCUUCAUCGAGAGUGUCGACCACCCGCAGUUCAGCGGUGGUCAGCUGCAGCGCAUUGUCUUGGCUCGAAUGUUGGCGCGGACGGACAACCAUUCCCUUGUCCUCCUAGAUGAGCCUACCACUGGACUCGACCGGAGCGCCGUGGAGGUGCUGCUGGAGGCUAUCAAGGAGCUGCGUGACACCCAUCACAAGACGAUUCUCAUUUCGACCCACGAUCACCGUGUGGCGGAGGUGGCGGACAAAGUUAUCGAUCUGUCGGCGAGCGCAGCAGAGGCACAGUAA
Molecule: messenger RNA, 2193 nt
Organism: Leishmania major strain Friedlin
Lineage: Eukaryota; Euglenozoa; Kinetoplastea; Trypanosomatida; Trypanosomatidae
Product: ABC transporter-like protein
Exons: 1
Coding region: 1-2193 (730 amino acids)
Biological process (GO): transmembrane transport
Cellular component (GO): membrane
Molecular function (GO): ABC-type transporter activity; ATP hydrolysis activity; ATP binding
Source: RefSeq, a predicted model, not a curated record